GUGAGAAGAAUUGAGGGAAUGGAGAGGUGGAACCAUUUGUCAUUCUCCUAUAUGACUGUUGAAAGGCAAUUGUUGGGACGUGUCCUGGGUUUGUUACAUCCACCAGGCUCCAAUGUCGGCUGUCUGUAUUUCUGCCCUGCAGUCUGUCCUUAAGAUGAAGCUCUAACUGAAUGGGAGGAGGGAGAAACAGCCCUGAAUCCUUUGAGAUCUGUCUGCCUUUUGGGCCCUGCACAACUACAAGCCUGGUGGAAAAGGGGAAACUGCUCCUGCUCACAGCAAAUUGGUCCUGCUUGACUUGCAGCCUCUGCAGAACUUGUGAGCCUGAGUUGAAGUGCCUUGCCCUGACGUGCACACAUCCUGCUACAGCAAGCCAGCUCCACGCCUGGAUCAGAGAAUCAACUGCACCAUGAGCCGAGUUCGGGAUGCUGGCUGUGUAGCUGCUGGGAUAGUGAUCGGGGCAAGUGCCUGGUACUGUGUCUACAAAUACACCAGGAGAAGAAACCAGACAAAGAAGAGACUGGCCAAGCCCAAGACCAGGGCUCUGGCCGGGACUGGAGCCAGGGCUAGAUCUGGACUAAGGGCUGGAUUCACAAUUGACCUUGGGCCAGGAUUCCGUCCCCCAACCCCAGUCUGCACUGGGGCAAAGAACAAGGCCCAGGAUGAAGCCUCUUCUCUGGAUGCAGCUGCAGCUGCGGUAGUGGCCCCAGCUGCAUCCAGUUCUGAGGUUCAGAAUGGGGCUGGAAGUCAGGCCCUGGAAGCAGAAGGGGCCAGGGUUGGGCCUCAGACUGAAUCAGUAGCUGGGGCAGAAGUGGCUUCUACAAUGGCACCACCUCACAGGGAGGCAGAGGCCCCCACAAUGGCAGAGGCUCCCAAAAUGACAGAUGCCCCUGGCACAGCAGAACCUCCUAGGGUGCCAGCAGUGCCUCCUGGGACGCCAGCACCUACUGAGGCAGCAGCACCUACCGAAGCAGCAGAGGCUCCUGUACUGACAGUACUUUCUGAGGCUGCAGAGGCUCCGGGGGCCUUGGGGUCCCCCAAAACAGUGGCAGCCACCAAGAAAGCAACUCCUGGGGCUCAUACUGGGGCUAUACCUAAGGCUGGGUCAGCAACUGGAGCUGUACCCAAAGGUGGAGCCAAGGGUGGAACCAGGUCCCGGACUGGAGGCAAGGGCAAGGGCAAGAAAAACAGCAAGGUUGAAGUAGACCAACUGGGGCUGGGAUUCCGCCCUGGGGAUGGGGCUGCAGCAGCUGCUGCAGCCUCUGCUAAUGGAGGACAGGCUUUCUUGGCAGAGGUUCCUGAUUCUGAGGAAGGGGAAUCUGGGUGGACUGACACAGAGUCGGAGUCAGACUCUGAGCCUGAGACCCAGCAGAGAGGGAGAGGGAGGAGACCCAUUCCCAUGCAGAAGCGCCCCUUUCCUUAUGAUAUUGAUGAGAUUUUGGGUGUCCGUGAUCUCAGGAAGGUACUUGCUUUGCUUCAGAAAUCGGAUGAUCCUUUCAUCCAACAGGUAGCUUUGCUCACUCUGAGCAACAAUGCCAAUUAUUCAUGCAACCAAGACACAAUUCGCAAAUUGGGAGGUCUCCCAAUUAUUGCAAACAUGAUCAACAAAACCGAUCCCCACAUUAAGGAAAAAGCCUUAAUGGCCAUGAAUAACCUGAGUGAGAAUUAUGAAAAUCAGGGGUGGCUUCAGGUAUACAUGAAUAAAGUGAUGGAUGAUAUCAUGGCCUCAAACCUGAACUCAGCAGUACAGGUAGUUGGACUAAAAUUUUUAACAAACAUGACUAUUACUAAUGACUACCAGCACCUGCUUGUCAAUUCUAUUGCAAACUUUUUUCGUUUGUUAUCUCAGGGAGGUGGAAAAAUCAAGGUUGAGAUUUUGAAAAUACUUUCGAACUUUGCUGAAAAUCCAGAUAUGUUAAAAAAGCUGCUCAGUACCCAAGUGCCGUCAUCAUUUAGUUCCCUCUAUAAUUCUUAUGUGGAAUCAGAAAUUCUUAUUAAUGCUCUUACUCUAUUUGAGAUCAUCUAUGACAAUCUCAGAGCAGAAGUAUUCAACUACAGAGAAUUCAAUAAAGGUUCCCUUUUUUACUUAUGCACUACAUCUGGAGUGUGUGUUAAGAAAAUUCGAGCCUUAGCAGAUCACCAUGACCUCUUGGUGAAAGUGAAAGUUAUAAAACUAGUUGACAAAUUCUGACUGGCUAUGUGCUCUCAAAAGACUUGAAGAGAUUUCUUGGUUGUGCAGUCUGGAAGCAAUGAAAAUUGAAAGUUACUACUUCUCUACUUGCUCAUAUAGUAAAGUGAUCCUUUCAGCUGCCAGUUUUGAAUAAUGUAUCAUCCAGAGUGAUAUUAUCUGUGACAGUCUCCAGCUUUAAGCUGAACCAUUUGAUGAAUACCAAAUAAAUAGUCCUCUUGUACUGAAAACACAUUUGUGACUUUAAUCGUGCUGCUUGAAUGGAAAUAUUUUUAUUGGCUCCUCUAUGUGAAUUGAUAGUGAACUUGUCCAUCAUUAAUAGCCUACAUUUCUGUCAUUUGUUUUGACUUAAAUCUAUCCACCAAAGACUUCAUUUGUGUAUCAUCAAUAAAGUUGUAUGUUUUGACUAACAAAAAAA
Molecule: messenger RNA, 2603 nt
Organism: Miniopterus natalensis
Lineage: Eukaryota; Metazoa; Chordata; Mammalia; Chiroptera; Miniopteridae
Source: RefSeq, a predicted model, not a curated record